AUGUCACACCAAACUGGAAUUAACGCAACAUCUGAGCUGAAAGAGUUUCUGGCCCAAGCGAGGGGAGGUGCCAUCAGAGUAAUGAAGAUUGUCAUCAGAAAUGAGGAGUUGGUGCUAGAUUCAUACAGAGAGCCUGCACACAGCUGGGACAAGGACUAUGAUCAGUCCCUGCUUCCUCUGCUCACGCCUCAGGAGCCGUGCUACAUCCUCUAUCGUCUGGACUCCCGGAAUGCGCAGGGAUAUCAGUGGAUCUUCAUCGCCUGGUCACCUGACCAAUCCCCAGUGAGGCAAAAGAUGAUGUACGCAGCAACCCGUGCCACACUGAAGAAAGAGUUUGGAGGAGGUCAUAUCAAAGACGAAAUGUUUGGCACAGUCGAGGAGGACCUGUGCUUCCAGGGAUACCUGCGACACAUGUCCUCCUGCUCCUCUCCUGCUCCUCUCACAGCAGCCGAGCAGGAAUUGCAACGAAUUAAAGUCACAGAGGUUACAAUGGAGUUUGGCUUAGACAAAAGGGCACAGACUCUUCAGGGUCUUGCAUUCCCAUUACAAGAAGAGGCCAAACGAGCUCUGCAGCAACUCAAGCAGAAACGCAUCAACUACAUACAGCUGAGGCUGGAUGUAGAGAAAGAGACCAUUGAACUGGUUCACACCAAACCUACAGAGACCCACGAGCUUCCCUACAGGAUUCCCACAGAUUCACCCAGAUACCACUUCUUCAUCUUCAGACACUCCCACCAGGGCCAGCGGCAGGAGGCACUGGUGUUCAUAUAUUCGAUGCCAGGGUACACCUGUAGUAUUAAGGAAAGGAUGUUGUACUCCAGCUGUAAGAACAGGCUACUGGAUGAGGUGGAGAGAGAUUACCAGCUGGAGGUCACCAAAAAGAUGGAGAUAGACAGUGGCGAUGGCCUGACAGAAGACUUCCUGUACGAGGAGGUCCACCCAAUUGAGCACACCUUAAAGCAGGCCUUUGCCAAGCCCCGUGGACCAGGGGGCAAGAGGGGCAACAAACGCCUCAUCAAGGGUACUGGGGAGAACGGGGAAGAAAGUUAGACACUAUACACACACCUAUACAACUACACAAGCAAACCGACCUGAUAUCUAUGAAUUGACCUGUCAUUUGACUGUUUAGCUUCCAGCCAUUACUUCUUUAUUUAUUCUGGAGGACGUACAUUUCAUACAGAACAUAAAAAAAAAUAGAUCCACCAUGAAGCAGAACUCAUUCAUAUGUUUUCCUGUUUUGAAAUAAAGUUGAUAAUGUGCACAUUUUUGUGAAAGUGAUAGCCAAGAUACUACAUCCUCAUCAAAAUGCAGCCCGGGAGCUGCUUUGUCAACACUGAAAAUAGUGUUGUAGUGUCAGUACUUUGAGGGAAGUGCACCAGCUUGCAGAUAAAAAUUUACAGUCUUGUUUAUCUUCUUAAACCCUACUUUCCACAACUGAUUGAGUCAUUUCAAACUCCUGCUGUGCAGCCAAACUUUGUUCAAAUCCACAAAACUUUAUUUUAAAAUGUGGUUGAGAUUCAAAUGUUUCCAAAGAUACUGAAUAUGUCAGGCUGAAUUUUAGGGAAAUGUGUAUAAAAGGAUGCACUUGGCAUCUAGGACAUGUCCAUUUGAAAGAAUGGUGCGCCCAUAAAAAAAAAAAAAGGAGUCUUAGAUUUCAAAAUGUCAGUCUG
Xiphias gladius (swordfish) is the source of this 1670-nucleotide messenger RNA. RefSeq names its product twinfilin-2-like. Gene Ontology annotation, molecular function: actin filament binding; actin monomer binding. The record is from RefSeq and is a predicted model, not a curated record. Bases 1 to 1050 code for a protein of 349 amino acids. The transcript has 9 exons. Gene Ontology annotation, biological process: barbed-end actin filament capping; positive regulation of neuron projection development; regulation of lamellipodium assembly. Lineage: Eukaryota; Metazoa; Chordata; Actinopteri; Istiophoriformes; Xiphiidae. Gene Ontology annotation, cellular component: cytoplasm; myofibril; actin filament.